Molecule: messenger RNA, 2290 nt
Organism: Eufriesea mexicana
Lineage: Eukaryota; Metazoa; Arthropoda; Insecta; Hymenoptera; Apidae
Gene: GlyRS
Product: glycine--tRNA ligase
Exons: 4
Coding region: 71-2290 (739 amino acids)
Biological process (GO): mitochondrial glycyl-tRNA aminoacylation
Cellular component (GO): mitochondrion; cytoplasm
Molecular function (GO): ATP binding; glycine-tRNA ligase activity
Source: RefSeq, a predicted model, not a curated record
UCCUACAUGUUUCGAGUAAGAGGAAUUGCAGGCAAAUGUUUGAAAGUCGGUAAGGUGAAAACUAACAUAAAUGCAGUUUGUUUCACGGAACUUGCAGUUUCUUUGUAAGAGGGUCGUCACACAAAGUCUAUGUAAGCAUAUUUCAGUUUACAAACAGUUAUUUCGAAGAUUUAGUGUCACUGUAAGGUUAGCCGACAUCAGCAAGUGGGGUACAAGAAAAAAAGAUCGGGUAGUGAAAAUACAAAUUAUACAAGAUAUGUCAGAUCCAAAAAUUGAAGAAAUCUUAUCUCCUCUUCGGGAGAGUGUGAAGGAACAAGGUGAUUAUGUUCGAGAACUUAAAUCUAAUGGAGCUCCAGAAUUGGACAUCAAGAAAGCAGUUGCUGAACUCAAAGUUCGAAAGAAGUUGUUGGAGGAAAAAGAAUUGUCUUUGUCAAAGACGACAAUAUUUGACAAAGCAAGAAUGGAAGAUCUUUUGAAACGCAGAUUUUUCUUUGAUCAAUCCUUUGCUAUUUAUGGAGGAAUCAGUGGUCAAUUUGAUCUUGGCCCUAUGGGUUGUGCAUUAAAAACAAAUUUGUUAAAUACAUGGAGAAGUUUUUUUAUAUUAGAGGAACAGAUGUUAGAAGUAGAUUGUUCUGUCUUAACACCAGAACCUGUACUUCAGGCAUCUGGACAUGUAGAAAGGUUUGCAGACUUAAUGGUAAAAGAUGUGAAAACUGGAGAAUGUUUCAGAUUAGAUCAUCUGAUUAAAUCACAUUUAGAAAAAGUGAUUAGCGAUAAAAAAAGUAAUGAGCACAUAUGCAUAGAAUGUAAUGAUAUUAUUUCAAAAUUAGAUGGAUUGACUAAGGAUGAAAUGGCUACAAUUAUGUCUAAAUUCAAUAUGAAAUCCCCCAUUACUGGGAACGAUCUAACAGAACCAAUAGAAUUUAAUUUAAUGUUUGGAGUUCAAAUUGGUCCUUCUGGACUUGUGAAAGGAUUUCUAAGACCAGAAACUGCUCAAGGUAUCUUUGUAAAUUUUAAACGAUUACUUGCAUUUAACCAGGAGAAGUUACCAUUUGCUGCAGCUCAAAUUGGAAAUGCAUUCCGUAAUGAAAUUUCCCCAAGAUCUGGCUUAAUAAGAGUAAGAGAGUUCACUAUGGCAGAAAUAGAACAUUUUUGUGAUCCUAAUGAGAAAAAUCAUCAUAAAUUUGAAACUGUUAGAGAUUUAAGUUUGCUAUUAUAUUCUGCUUGUCAUCAAAUGGAUGGCAAGAGUGCAGAGUACAUAACUUUAGGUGAUGCUGUAUUAACUAAACUUAUAGCUAAUGAAACAUUAGGAUAUUUUAUGGGUCGAAUUUAUUUAUUCUUAGUUAAAGUUGGAAUUGAUCCAAAACGUUUACGUUUCCGUCAACACAUGGGAAAUGAAAUGGCUCAUUAUGCUUGUGAUUGUUGGGAUGCUGAAUGUUUAACCUCUUAUGGUUGGAUAGAGUGUGUUGGUUGUGCAGAUCGUUCUGCUUAUGAUCUUACACAACAUACAAAGGCUACUGGAGUAAAAUUAGUAGCAGAGAAAAAAUUGCAAACACCAAAAAAUGUUGAUGUAUGCAAAAUAGUACCAAAUAAAAUUAUUGGACAAACAUUCAAAAAAUAUACUAAAUUAGUUCAAGAUGCUUUAGCAGCAUUAAGUGAGAGUAAUAUUAAUGCUAUGGAAACUGAAAUUAAUGAAAAUGGGGAAGCUAAAUUAAAUCUUUCAAAUGGUGCUGCAGUAAUAAUUACAAAAGAUAUGAUUGAAGUAAAACGAUAUCAAAAAUCUGUACACGUAGAAGAAAUAAUUCCUUCCGUAAUCGAACCAUCUUUUGGUAUUGGUCGUAUUAUGUAUGCUCUUUUUGAACAUAAUUUUAAAGAGAGAGAAGGAGACAAGAAACGAACUUAUUUCAGUUUGCCACCUGUUGUGGCUCCUUUAAAAUGUUCAGUGUUACCACUUAGUGCUAAUAAUGAAUUUGUUCCAUUUAUAAAACAAUUAUCUCAGAAUCUCACUAAACUAGAUAUAUCGCAUAAAAUUGACGAUUCUUCUGGUAGUAUUGGACGUAGGUACGCACGGACAGAUGAAAUUGCGAUACCAUUUGGUAUCACCAUAGAUUUUGAUACAUUGAAAACAAAUAGUGUUACACUUCGUGAACGAGACAGUAUGGGACAAGUUAGAAUAAAUUUGGAUGAGAUAUCAGAUGUAAUAAGAGAUUUAUCCAAUGGCAAGCUUACAUGGUUGGAAGUUGAAGAAAAAUAUCCAAAAUUUGUACAGCAAGAAACAACAGAAGCAUAA